AUGGAUACUCAACAAGUCCUUCGUCCCUUGUCUAUUAAACAAAACACUACCGAGGUUUCUGUCCUCGUGCCAACAAAUAUUUGGGUUCCUGCUGAACAACUUAGAGAAGAGUUUCCUACUGCUGAAGAAACUGUAGAAGAAAUCGCUGAUAUUGAGCUCGCAGCCAAAUUUUUGCAUUUCGCCACUGACCGUGCUGCCAAAGAAUCACAAUUCUUGCCUGUCGCACGGACCCUUUUCGUCGACUUUGGUGCUCAAUAUCUUAAGGAGAAUGAUGUUCAUGCCAUCACUCGUUCUCUUUCAUCCGAGUCUAAGAAAGUCGUUCUUCAAGCUUACUACUCUGCUCUCGUAGUUCUUAAGGAACACGAUGUCUUGUCCGCUGAAGAAGCUUCUCCUGCCAAGUCUGCUCUCUUUGCAGCUGCUGCUCGUGGCGAUGCAAAGCUCUUUGCUAUCUUUGGUGGUCAAGGUAACAUUGAAGAAUACUUUGAUGAAUUUGCCGAUAUUUGGGAGACUUAUCAAGGCCUUGUCAAGCCUUUUGUUGAACGUAUGGCUGUUGUCUUGGCUGAAUACGCUCGCAGUCCUGAAGCUAGUGUCCUUCACUCCAAGGGUUUGGAUAUCUUGCGUUGGUUGGAAAACCCUGAAUUGAGACCUGAUCUUCAAUAUCUCAUUUCAGCUCCUGUCAGUUUCCCUUUGAUUGGUCUUACUCAACUUCUCCAAUACUAUGUGAUGAUCCGUGUUCUUGGCCGUACUCCUGCUGAAAUCCGUGAUUUAUUUGAAGGUACUACUGGUCAUAGUCAAGGUAUCAUCAGUUCAGUUGUUAUUUCUGCUUCAUCCACCGAAGAAGAAUUUAUUAGCAACACUGAAAAGGCACUGGGUCUUUUGUUCUGGAUCGGUACUCGUGCUCAACAAGUAUUCCCUACCACUACUUUGAACCCUGCUGUUCUUGAAGACUCCAUUGGCAACAACGAAGGUAACCCUACUCCCAUGUUGGCCAUUACUGGUCUUAGAGAAGUUCAAGUUUUGAAGCAUCUUGAAGAAACCAACUCUCACCUUGCUUCCGAUCGUAAGAUUGAAAUUACUCUGCACAAUGGUCCUCGUUCCUUUGUUUGCACUGGUCCUCCUCAAUCUUUGUAUGGUUUGAACCUUAGUUUGCGUAAACUUAAGGCUCCUACUGGUCUUGACCAAUCCCGUAUUCCUUUCUCUCAACGUAAGAUCAAGUUCUCUUCUCGUUUCUUGCCUAUCACUGCUCCCUUCCACAGUUUCUACUUAAAGGCUGCCACUCCUAUCAUCUUAGAAGAUGCUGCUAAGCAUGGUCUUGCCUUUACCACUAAGGAUCUUAAGGUUGCUGUUUAUGCUACAGACUCAGGCAAAGAUCUUCGUGAAGCAGACGACCUCACCAAGUCAUUGUUGGAACUUAUUUGUGAAAGACAUGUUCAUUGGGAAAAAUCCAUUGUUGGUAAGGAUUUGACCCACAUUAUUGAUUUUGGACCUGGUGGUGCCUCAGGUAUCGGUGGUUUGACCUACCGUAAUAAGGAAGGUACCGGUGUACAAAUUGUUUUAGCCGGUUCUCUUGAAGGCAGUAACCGUGACCUUUCUUACAAGGCUGAUCUUUUUGACGCUGAUAUUCGUGCUGUUACUUACUCUCAAGAUUGGGCCAAGGUUUUCCAACCCAAAUUGGUUCAAACCACUAGUAAUGGUCGUGUUCAUGUUGAUACCAAGAUGUCUCGUUUGUUGGGUAAGCCCCCACUUAUGGUUGCUGGUAUGACACCUGCUACUGUCAAUGAGAACUUUGUUGCCGCUGUUAUGAAUGCAGGUUACCAUAUUGAACUUGCUGGUGGUGGUCACUUCAAUGAACAUCUUCUCCGUGAAAAGGUUGACAAGAUUAUGAAGCUCACCCGUGCUGGUGAAGGUAUCUCUCUCAACAUCAUUUUCUUGAACGUUCGUCAAUGGGGCUUCCAAUACCCUCUUAUUCAAGUUAUGCGUAAGGAAGGUUUGCCUAUGGAAGGUCUUUGUGUCGCUGCUGGUGUUCCCAGUCUUGAAUUAGCCAAUGAGAUUAUCGCCAACUUACAAGCUGCUGGUCUCCGUCAUGUUGCUUUCAAGCCCGGAAGUGUUGACACUAUUCGUCAAGUAGUUGCUAUCGCUGCUGCUAACCCCACCAUGCCUAUCAUCAUGCAAUGGACUGGUGGUCGUGCUGGUGGUCACCACGGUUUUGAAGAUGUUCAUCAACCUAUCCUUGAAACUUAUGCUGCUAUCCGUCGCCAAUCUAACAUUGUCCUUGUUGCUGGUUCUGGUUUCGGUGGUGCUGAUGACACCUUGCCUUACAUCACUGGUGAUUGGUCUCUUAAGUUCGACUAUCCUCCCAUGCCUUUUGAUGGUAUCCUCUUUGGUUCUCGUAUGAUGGUUGCCAAGGAAGGUUUGGCUUCUCCUGCUGCCAAGCAAGCUAUGGUCGAUGCUCCUGGUGUAGAUGAUGGUGAUUGGGAAAAGACCUACAAGGGUCCCGCUGGUGGUAUCAUCACUGUUCUUUCUGAACUUGGUGAACCUAUUCACAAAGUUGCCACUCGUGGUGUCCGUUUUUGGAAGGAAUUGGAUGAAGGCAUUUUCAGUUUGCCCAAGGAAAAGCGUUUGCCUGCUUUGUUGGCUAAGAAGGACUACAUUAUCAAGCGCUUGAAUGCUGAUUUCCAAAAGGUCUGGUUCGGUCAAAAGAAGACUGGCGAAGCUGUUGAUCUUCAAGAUAUGACUUACACUGAAGUUGUUCACCGUUUGAUUACUUUGCUUUACGUCAAGCAUGAAGCUCGUUGGAUUGAUACAACCCUCCGUGACUUGGUUGGUGAUUUCUUACGUCGUGUUGAAGAACGUUUCACUAAGAAGUCUGGUCCUUCUAUGCUUCAAAACUACACUCAAUUGGAAACUCCUCUUCCUUUUGCUGAUGAAUUCUUGGCUCAAUUCCCUGAAGCUGAAAGCCAACUCUUGACUUCUGAAGAUGUUCUUCACUUCAUCGCUCUUUGUAAGCGUCCUUUUCAAAAGCCCGUUCCUUUCAUUCCUGUUAUGGAUAAGGAAUUCGAUAUUUGGUUUAAGAAAGAUUCUCUCUGGCAAUCUGAAGACCUUGGUGCCGUUGUUGAUCAAGAUGUCCAACGUACUUGUAUUCUUCACGGUCCUGUCGCUGCCAAGUACGCCACUCGUGUCGACCAACCUGUUGGUGAGAUCCUUGGUGACAUUUACGAAAGCCACAUUGAAAGCUUGAAGGAGCGUUACUAUAAGGAUGCUGCUAUUCCUCAAAUUGAAUACCUUGGUGGUGUUGCUAUUGAAAAGACUGUUCUUCAAGAAGCUUCUUCCACUGCUACUGAAAAGGUAUAUGAAGUUGGUACUCAAGUUCCUACUGAAGAUGAAUGGCUUCAAACUAUUUCUGGUCCUGAAUACAGCUGGCUUCGUGCUCUCUUGACCUCUCCUUUCAUUGUUCAAGGAAAGCGUUUCAUUGAUAACCCUGCUAAGCGCAUCUUCCGUCCUCGUGCUGGUCAAAAGGUUGUUGUUUCUUUCAACAAUGGUCAAAUUACUGCUGUUAAGGUCCAAGACAAGCGUACAUGGAGUGCUACUGAUAAGACUACUGACUAUGUCUCUUCUGUUGAAGCCUCCAUUUCUGGCAAGUCUAUUGAUGUCAAGCUCUUCGAAAAGAGAGGCAGUGACUUCAUUCCUUUGAACUUGCAAUUCGAGUACAAGCCUGAACUUGGUUACGCUCCUGUCCAUGAAGUCAUGGAAGGUCGUAACGAUCGUAUUAAGGACUUCUACUACAAGCUUUGGUUUGGUAUUGAUAAUACUGAUGAUUUCUUGAACGUCUCUGUCAAUGAGAAGCUCAUCGGUAAGGAUGAGACCGUCAAGUCCGAAGAAAUCAAGGAGUUCUGUCAAGCUGUCGGCAACCAAGCUGAAGUCUUUGUUGAUCGUGGUCAAAAGGUUGUCUAUGCUCCUAUGGAUUUCGCCAUUGUUGUUGGUUGGAAGGCUAUUAUGAAGGCCAUCUUCCCUAAGGUCAUUGAUGGUGAUCUCUUGAGACUUGUUCACUUGGGUAACGGCUACCGUCUCUUGGAAGGUUCUGAACUUCUUAAGGUUGGCGAUGUUGUUGAUACUUUUGCCCACAUCAACGCCGUCAUUAACACUGAUUCUGGUAAGAUGAUCGAAGUCAAGGGUGUCAUUGUUCGUGAAGAAAAGCCUGUUCUUGAAGUGACUAGUCAAUUCCUAUACCGUGGUAACUUCGAAGACUUUGAACACACCUUUGAACGCAAGACCGAAACUCCCAUGGAAUUCAAGGUCAAGGAUACUAAGGACAUUGCCGUCCUUAAGUCAAAGGAAUGGAUGCAAUGGACUGAAGCUUUGGAAACUCACGAAGUUACUCCUGGUUCCUCUUUGAUCUUCCGUUUAAACACUGAACUCAAAUACAAGAACAAGAAAGUCUUUGCUAGUGUUAAGACUACUGGUACUGUUGUCAUGCAACUUUCUACCAAGGAAUUUGUUGAAAUUGCCAAGGUUGAAUAUGAGUCUGGCGAAAGCCACGGUAACCCUGUCAUUGAAUACUUGAAGCGUAACGCUCAAGAAAUUGAACAAGCUCAUUUCUUUGAAAACGGUGGUUACUCUGUCAUGCCUAGUCAAUCUACCUACUCUUCAGUUGUUCAUGCUCCUGCUUCCAACGAGCCUUAUGCCAAUGUUUCAGGUGAUUUCAACCCUAUUCACGUCAACCCUUACUUUGCUGAUUUGGCUUUGUUGCCUGGUACUAUCACUCAUGGUAUGUGGACCAGUGCUUCUACUCGUAAGUUCGUUGAAAUCUUCGCUGCCGAUAACGUUCCUCGUCGUGUCAUUGCUUACGAUGUCAAGUUCGUUGGUAUGGUCUUGCCUUCUGAUAGACUUGAAACCAAGCUUUAUCACACUGGCAUGAAGAAUGGUCGUAAGAUCAUUAAGGUUGAAACCAUUAACCAAAAUAACGAAAAAGUCGUUGAAGGCACUGCUGAAGUCGAACAACCUGUCACUGCCUAUGUCUUCACUGGUCAAGGUUCUCAAGAACAAGGUAUGGGUAUGGCUUUGUAUGACAGCUCUUCUGUUGCCAAGGCUAUUUGGGACGAAGCUGAUAAGCACUUCAUGGAAAACUAUGGUUUCUCUAUCAUUGAGAUUGUCCGUAGCAACCCCAAGGAAAAGGUUGUCCAUUUUGGUGGUCCUCGUGGUAACAAGAUUCGUCAAAACUACAUGAGCAUGACCUACGAUGUUGUUGAAGCUGAUGGUACUACCAAAACUUUGCCUUUGUUCCCCAGUAUUACUGAACGUACUGCCUUUUACACUUUCCGUUCUCCUACUGGUCUCUUGUUUGCCACUCAAUUCACUCAACCUGCUUUGACCUUGAUGGAAAAGGCUGCCUUUGAAGACAUGCGUGCUAAGGAAUUGAUCCAAAGCAACUGUGCUUUCGCUGGUCACUCUCUUGGUGAAUACGCUGCUUUGGCCUCUGUUGGUGAUGUCUUGCCUUUAACCUCUCUCGUUGAUGUUGUCUUCUACCGUGGUAUGACUAUGCAAUCUGCUGUCAAGCGUGAUGAAGAAGGUCGUUCCAACUAUGGUAUGGCCGCUGUCAACCCUGCCCGUGUUUCCAAGACUUUUAAUGAUACUGCUCUCCGUUACGUUGUUGAUGCUAUUGCUCGCCGUGGUGGUGACGUUUUGGAAAUCGUCAACUUCAACGUUGAAAACUGGCAAUAUGUUGCUGCUGGUGCUAUUCAAAACCUUGAUGCUCUUACCAACGUUUUGAACUACAUCAAGACUGCCAACAUUGAUCUUCAAAAGUUGAUGGAAACUAUGUCUCUUGAAGAUGUUAAGAAGCACUUGUAUGAAAUCAUUGAUGGUGCUUUUGAAAAGACCAAGGCUAAGCAAGCAAAGGGUCGUAUCGUCCUUGAACGUGGUCAUGCUACUGUACCUCUUCCUGGUAUUGAUGUUCCUUUCCACUCUUCUUUCUUGCUCAGUGGUGUCACUCCUUUCCGUACUUUCUUGGCUAAGAAGUUUGACCCCUCUGAUAUCAAUGUUGCUCAAUUGACUGCCAAGUACAUUCCUAACUUGACUGCCAAGCCUUUCAGCACUGACAAGAGCUACAUUGAAGAUGUUCACAAGUUGACUUCUAGUCCUCGUUUGGCUAAGGUCUUGAAGAACUGGUCUGACGACAAGUACGUUACUCCUGCUCAACAACAACGUCUUGGUUACAUUCUCUUGAUUGAACUUUUGGCUUACCAAUUCGCUUCUCCUGUUCGUUGGAUUGAAACUCAAGAUCAAUUGUUUAAGAAUUACCAAAUUGAACGUCUCAUUGAAGUUGGUCCUUCUCCUACUCUUAGUGGUAUGGCUGUUCGUACUUUGAAUCUCAAGUACCAAGCUUACGAUAACGCUUUGAGUAACCGUCGUCAAAACUUGUCUAUUUCCAAAGAUGCUAAGGAAAUUUACUACGAGUUUGAAAACAUCGAAGAAGAAGCCGCUCCAGCUACUGAUGCUGCACCUACUGCUACCCCUGCUGCUACUCCUGCUGCUACUCCUGCUGCUGCGGCACCUGUUGCUGCCGCUCCUUCCCCUGCCGCUGCUGGUCCCGCCGCUGCUGUCAGUGAUGUUCCUGUUACUGCCACCGAAAUUCUUCACGCUGUCAUUGCUCAAAAGUUAAAGAAGAGUAUUGAUGAAGUUCCCUUAUCUAAGGCUAUUAAGGACUUAGUUGGUGGCAAAUCUACCCUUCAAAACGAAAUUCUUGGUGACUUGCAAAAGGAAUUCAGUAAUGCUGUUCCUGAAAAGUCUGAAGAAACUCCUUUGGAUGAACUUGGUAGCGCUUUGAACGGCAGUUUCCCUGGUACUCUUGGUAAGCACUCUAGUUCUUUGGUUGCUAAGAUGAUUGGUGCUAAGAUGCCUGGUGGUUUUACCUUGAACAAUGCUAAGACCUAUCUCUCUACCUCUUAUGGUUUGGGUCCUGGUCGCAUUGAUGGUGCUCUCUUAAUUGCUAUCACUAUGGAACCUCCUGCUCGUUUUGGUUCUGAACCUGAAGCUAAGGCUUGGUUGGACUCUGUUGCUCAAGCUUAUGCUAAAAGAGCUGGUAUUACUUUGUCUGCCCCUGGCUCUGGUGCUGCUGCUGGUGGUGCUGGUGGCGCCGCUGUUGCUGUCAUCAACAGUGAAGAAUUUGAUGCUUUGAAGGCUAAGCAAGAUGCUUUGAUUUACCAACAAUUGAACUUGUAUGCCAAGUACCUUCAAAAGGACUUGCGUGAUGGCCACAAGAAGUAUGAACAAGAAAAGACCACCACUGCUAAGUUGCAAGCGGAAUUAGACUUGUGGCUCGCUGAACAUGGUGAUGUUUAUGCUGAAGGUAUCAAGCCUACCUUCACUCCUCUUAAGGCUCGUCGUUAUGACUCUUACUGGAACUGGUCUCGUCAAGAAGCUCUUGAAAUGUGGUAUGAUAUCAUCUUUGGUAAGCUUGCUAUCGUUGAUCGUGAAGUUACAGCCAAGUGCUUGCGUAUCAUGAACCGUGCUUAUCCUCAAUUGAUCGACUACAUGCGUUACAAUGUUGAAAACUGUAACGGUGAUAAGGGUGAAACUUACCGUCUUGCUAAGGAGUUUGGUGAAGCUUUGAUUGAAAACUGUGUUGAUGUUCUCGCUGAAAGCCCUGUCUAUAAAGAUGUUGGUUUCCCCACUGGCCCCAAGACUUCUGUUUCUGAGAAGGGUGACAUUGGCUAUGCUGAAGUUCCUCGUCCUGGCUGUCGUAAGUUGUCUGACUAUGUCAAGGAUAUGACUGCUGGUUCUAAGGUCUCUGAGUACUCUAACCGUCUCAAGGUUCAACAAGAUCUCGGUCGUAUUUACAAGAUCAUCCGUAGCGAAAACAAGUUGAAGAAGAGUACCAAGUUGGCUAUCAAAGAUCUUUACGCUGAUGUCUUACGUGCUAUGUCCAUGUCUAGCUCCAUCGUCAAGGAAGAAAGAUCUCGUCAACGCCGUGCUUCUAAUGUCAAUAGACCUGAACGUAAGCGUCUUUCUGACAAGGCUGCUAAGACUGAAACUAUUCCCUUCUUGCAUCUUAAGAAGAAGAACCCUAGCGAAUCUUCUGGUUGGGAAUUUAGCAGCAAGUUGACAUCCUCUUACCUCAAUGUCUUAACUGAGAUUGCUGAAAAGGGUAUCACUUUUGCUGACAAGUGUGUCCUCUUGACUGGUGCUGGUAGAGACUCUAUUGGUUCUGAAAUUAUGAAGGGUCUUAUUUCUGGUGGUGCUAAGGUUGUUGUUACUACUUCUCGUUACAGCCGUGAAGUUACUCAAUACUUCCAAUCCAUCUAUGAAAGCUAUGGUUCUAAGGGUUCUGAACUUGUUGUUGUUCCCUUCAACCAAGGUGCUAAGCAAGAUGUUGACGCUUUAGUCGAUUACAUCUACGAUCCUAAGGGCCUCAACUGGGAUCUUGAUUUCAUCAUUCCUUUCGCUGCUAUCCCCGAAAACGGUCGUGAAAUUGAUGCUAUUGAUUCCAAGUCUGAACUUGCUCACCGUAUCAUGUUAACCAACCUUCUUCGUAUGUUGGGUAAUGUCAAGACUCACAAGCAAAAGAUUGGCUCUGAUACUCGUCCUGCUCAAGUCAUUUUGCCUUUGUCUCCUAACCAUGGUACUUUCGGUGCUGAUGGUCUCUAUGGUGAAUCUAAGAUUUCCUUAGAAACUCUCUUCAACAGAUGGUACUCUGAAAGCUGGUCUAGCUACUUGCUUAUUGCUGGUGCUGUCAUUGGUUGGACUCGUGGUACUGGUUUAAUGAGUGCUAACAACAUGGUUGCUGAAGGUAUUGAAGCCCUUGGUGUCAGAACUUUCUCUACUGUUGAAAUGUCAUUCAACAUCCUUGGUCUUAUGCACCCCUCCAUUGUUGAACUCUGUCAAAACGAACCUGUUUGGGCUGAUCUUAACGGUGGUCUUCACUUCAUUACCAACUUGAAUGAAAUCAGUGCCAAUUUGCGUAAGGAAAUCCGUGAAACUGCUGAAAUCCGUAGGGCUAUUGAUGCUGAAAACGCUCUUGAUUUCAAGACUGUCUUUGGUGAAGAAGCUGAACGCAAACACAAACCUCACAACAUCACUCCUCGUGCCAACAUGAAGUUCGACUUCCCUACUCUCAAGCCUUAUGAUGCUCUUAAUCAUCUCGGUUAUCUUAAGGGUAUGCUUGACCUUGAUCAAGUGAUUGUUGUUGCUGGUUUCGGUGAAGUGUCUCCUUGGGGUAAUGCUAGAACUCGUUGGGAAAUGGAAGCUCAUGGUGAAUUCUCUCUUGAGGGUUGCAUUGAAAUGGCCUGGAUCAUGGGCUACAUCAAGCACCACAAUGGUAACUUGAAGAAUGGCAAAUUCUACUCUGGCUGGUUGGAUGCUAAAUCUGGCGAACCUGUUGAAGAAAAGGAUAUUAAGUCUAAGUAUGAAAAGCAAAUCCUUGAACACUCUGGUAUCCGUUUGAUUGAUCCUACUGUUAUGGAUGGCUACAACCCUGAAAAGAAGAUGCUUAUGCAAGAAAUUGUUGUUGAUCAUGAUCUUGAACCUUUCGAAUGUUCCAAGGAAGAAGCUGACCACUUCAAGCUUCAACAAGAAGAUAAGGCUGAUGUCUACGAAAAUGCCAAUGGUGACUGGUGUGUUGUCUUGCGUAAGGGUGCUACUUUGUAUGUUCCUAAGGCUCUUCGCUUUGACCGUCUUGUCGCUGGUCAAAUUCCUACUGGUUGGGAUGCUACUCGUUAUGGUGUUCCUAAGGAUAUCGUUGAUCAAGUCGACCCUGUCACCUUGUUUAACAUUGUCUCUACUGUUGAAGCCUUUGUCUCUGCUGGUAUUACUGACCCUUACGAAUUCUUCAAGUAUGUCCACGUUUCUGAAAUCGGUAACAGUACUGGUUCCGGUGUCGGUGGUCAACUCUCUCAAAGAGGUCUCUUCCGUGAUCGUCUCCUUGAUAAGCCUGUUCAAAAGGAUAUCUUGCAAGAAUCUUUCAUUAACACCAUGCCUGCUUGGAUCAACAUGUUGCUUCUCUCAUCAUCUGGUCCUAUCAAGACUCCUGUCAACGCUUGUGCUACUUCUGCUGUUUCUAUCGAAUUGGCUUGUGAAUCUCUCUUGACCGGUAAAGCCAAGAUCAUGAUUGCUGGUGCUACUGAAGAUAUUACUGAAGAAUCCAGUUACGAAUUCGCUAACAUGAAGGCUACUUCUAACGCUGUUGAUGAAUUUGCUCAUGGUCGUACUCCUUCUGAAAUGUCUCGUCCUGCUACUACAUCCAGAAAUGGUUUUAUGGAAGCUCACGGUUCUGCUAACCACAUCCUUAUGUCUGCUGCUACUGCCAUUGAAAUUGGUUCUCCUAUCUAUGGUAUCAUUGCUCUCAGCAGCACUGCCACUGACAAGGAAGGUCGUUCCGUCCCUGCUCCUGGUGCUGGUAUCCUGACCACUGCUCGUGAAGGUUCUGGCAAGAGAGCUUCUCCCUUGUUGAACUUCAACUACCGUGCUAGACAAAUCAAGGCUCGCCGUGCUCAAAUCAAGGCUUGGGUUGAAAGUGAAUAUGAACUCUUGCGUGAAGAAUUGGAUGAACUCAAGGCUUCUGGUGAGCUUGCUCCUGAAGAAGAACAAUCUUGGAUUGAAGAACGUACUACUUUCAUCCACAGUGAAGCUAAGCGUCAAGAAAAGGAAUGCUUGUCUACAUUCAAUCAUCAAUUCUUCAAGAAUGAUUCUAGCAUUGCUCCUAUUCGUGGUGCCCUUGCUGUCUAUGGUUUGACCAUUGAUGAUAUCAAUGUUGCUUCCUUCCACGGUACCUCUACUAAGGCUAACGAUAAGAAUGAAUCUCGUGUCCUCAACUCUCAAUUGAAGCAUCUCGGUCGUUCUAAGGGUAAUGCUCUUUUGGCCAUUACUCAAAAGUAUUUGACUGGUCAUCCUAAGGGCCCUGCCGCUUCUUGGAUGGCAAAUGGUAUGAUGCAAUGUUUGCUUAGUGGUCUCAUCCCCGGUAACCGCAAUGCUGAUAAUAUUGAUAUUGUCAUGAAGGACUUUGAAUACAUUGUCUAUCCCUCUCGCUCUAUUCAAACUGAUGGCUUGAAGGCUGGUCUCCUCAAGUCCUUCGGUUUCGGUCAAGCUGGUGGUGAAAUUUUGAUUAUUCAUCCUGACUAUGUCUUUGGUGCUUUGGAAGAAUCUCAAUACAAUGCUUACAAGGCCAAGAACGCUCAACGUUAUGCCAAGACUUAUCGUUACCUUCAUGACUCCAUUACUGGUGUUGCUGACUUUGUUCAAGUCAAGAAUGAAGCUCCUUACUCUGACGACCUUGAAUUUACCGUUUAUCUUAACCCCAGUGCUCGUGUUGAAUACUCAAAGGAAAAGAAGUCUUACCACUUUACUAACAAGUCUGCUAACCUCGCUGCCCCCACAGCUGGUGAUGCUGAAGUGACCAAAAGCAUUCUUGCUUCUCUGACUGAACAACAAGCUGGCAAGAGAGGUGUUGGAGUUGAUGUUGAAUUGACUAAUGCUGUUAACAUUGAAAGUGCUACCUUCCUUGAACGCAACUUUACUGCUGCCGAAAUUGAAUACUGUCAAGCCCGCCCCGAUCCCCAGGCUAGCUUCACAGGUCGUUGGUCAGCUAAAGAAGCCGUCUUCAAAGCCAUCUCUUCUUAUGGUAAGAUUCCCUCUGACGGUGCCGCUGCUCCUUUGAAGGAAAUUGAAAUUAAGAGUAACGAAGUUGGUGCUCCUGAAGUUGUUUUGACCGGUAAAGCUUUAAGCGCUGCUUCUGCUGCUGGUGUCAAGAACGUAAAUGUCUCAAUUAGUCACAGUGGUGCUUACAGUGUUGCUGUUGCAUUAGCUCAGUAA
Molecule: messenger RNA, 11802 nt
Organism: Gilbertella persicaria
Lineage: Eukaryota; Fungi; Mucoromycota; Mucoromycetes; Mucorales; Choanephoraceae
Product: fatty acid synthase
Exons: 5
Coding region: 1-11802 (3933 amino acids)
Biological process (GO): long-chain fatty acid biosynthetic process
Cellular component (GO): fatty acid synthase complex
Molecular function (GO): 3-oxoacyl-[acyl-carrier-protein] synthase activity; magnesium ion binding; holo-[acyl-carrier-protein] synthase activity
Source: RefSeq, a predicted model, not a curated record